Molecule: messenger RNA, 1772 nt
Organism: Papaver somniferum (opium poppy)
Lineage: Eukaryota; Viridiplantae; Streptophyta; Magnoliopsida; Ranunculales; Papaveraceae
Product: cytochrome P450 714C2-like
Exons: 6
Coding region: 203-1756 (517 amino acids)
Molecular function (GO): monooxygenase activity; iron ion binding; heme binding
Source: RefSeq, a predicted model, not a curated record
GUGUCACCUUAUAGAAAACUAGCUAGCUAAUUUUGACGCGGCUACAGAGGAUCUGGCCUUCACCUGGCAUAGCGGGCAUGUCACCAUCCACUCAAACUUGGAAAUAAAUAGAUGCUUUCACUGAUUCGAUUAUUUCGGCACUCGGUCAUCAAAGUGAGUGAAACAGGACAUAGAGAAGAGAGGACAGAAGUUUCUUUAAUCAAUGGAGGUGACUACGAAAAUACUGUUAUCAGUGGUUUUGAUUUUUCUAAGUAUUUUGUGUCUCCAUAUCUACAUCAAUUUAUGGUUGAAGCCUGAGAAAAUUAGAAAGAAGCUGAGAAACCAAGGAAUCAAGGGCCCAACACCAUCUUUUCUAUCGGGUAAUGUUACGGAGAUGAUGAGAAUCAAAUCAGCGGCAACUUCCGAGAUGAAACUUGUCACAGAUGAUUAUAUGCCUUGUUUGUUUCCACAUCUUGAGCAGUGGAGAAAGGAGUACGGUCCAACAUUUAUGUAUGAAACUGGAACUUUGCAACAUUUGUACGUCGGAGACCCAAAUUUGGUAAAGGAUAUAAGCCUCUGCGACACAUUGGCUUUAGGUAAGCCAACGUAUCGAAACAAAGAACUUGCGCCUCUUUUCGGUCUCGGAGUGGUAAAGACUAACGGGCAUAUUUGGGCUCACCAAAGAAAAAUCAUGGCACCAGAGUUCUUCAUCGACAAAGUUAAGGGCAUGGUGGGGUUGAUGGUGAAAUCUGCAAUGCCAGUGAUGAGAUCAUGGGAGGAUGAAAUUGUAAAGCAUGGAGGGAUUGCAGAGAUAAGAGUUGAUGAAGGUCUGAGAAACUUAUCAGCAGAUGUAAUCUCAAGAGCUUGCUUUGGGAGUUCUUACUCCCAGGGAACAGUAAUAUUUUCAAAGCUUGAAGAACUUAUAAAAGCACUGUACAACACAAGUUCACUGGUUCAAAUUCCUGCCCACAGAUUUCUUCCAACCAAAAGAAAUAGACAAGUGUGGAGACUAGAAAAAGAAAUCCGAAAAUUAAUCCUAGAUGUAAUAAAGAAAGGAAAACAACAAGCUAAAGGAGAUAUAAGACUGCUGCAAAUGAUUCUAGAGAGUGAUGAUGAGCAUCUUGGACAAGAAACAGCUAAAAAUUUCAUUGUUGACAACUGCAAGAGCAUUUAUGUGGCGGGUCACGAAACUGUGGCAUCUGCUGCUACUUGGACAUUGAUGUUUCUUUCUUCACAUCCAGAAUGGCAAACUCGUGCUCGAGAUGAGGUAUUAGAAAACAUUCCCGAGGGAUCUCUUCCGCACGCAGAUAUGUUGCAUAAGAUGAAGAUAUUGACAAUGGUGAUUCAAGAAACAUUACGUCUGCUUCCUCCAACAACUCUAGUUUCUAGGGAGGCCUUUGAAGACCUGAAAUUUGGAGACAUCAUCACUAUACCAAAAGGAACCAAUUUUUGGAUUCCAAUAUCUACAGUACACCGGAUUCCGGAAAUUUGGGGACCAGAUGCUGAUAAAUUUAAUCCAGAGCGAUUUGCGCACGGUGUCUUUGGUGCUUGUAAGAUCCCACAAGCAUACAUUCCGUUUGGCACCGGAUCUCGCACAUGUUUGGGUCAAAAAUUUGCCAUGGUAGAGCUGAAAAUUGUUUUAUCACUCAUGCUCUCGAAAUUCAGCUUCUCUCUGUCUCCUAGUUAUAGACAUUCUCCUGCAUUUAGUAUUGUCAUUGUACCUAAACAUGGAAUGCAUCUACUAGUAGAGAAAUUAAGCACGAAAGGAUUGCGCUAAUAGCAGAAUAAAGACA